AUGUCCACUCCUACACCAGAAGCCUCAGGCGUAAGGCAACGAGCCAACAAAUUGGAGAAAGAGGAUGAGACCAAGAACCCCGCAUCCCUCUCCUCCAACCCCGCUAAGAAAGUUCCUCGAAAUAAACCUAAUGUGAAACCUCCUUUUAUCGACAUGUCAAUGAACAGAUUCCUCACAUACCUCGUCUUAUCGCUCUUCGUCGUUUUGGCAUUUUACAUCUGGCGAUUCGUCGCGUGGGCACAUCAAGUAGGAGGUUACUGGGCAGUCAUCACUGGCAAUCACAAGACUCCCGUCUCUGAUGCAGCUGCUUCAGCAGCGAGUGCAGCAAGUAGUUUAUCCAGUGCGUCAAGUAAGGCUACUACGUCUGUUGACCCGAAAUCUAUUGCACCCAAACCAACUCAAGCAGGUCAAGGUGAAGACGACAUCCAAUCUCAAAUAUACCACCUAGCCAAUUCACUAGGUAUCAAACCUGCCGAACUUUCCGCCGCCAUCCGACCAUUGGUUGAUCCCUCUGUACCGGACCCAGCUGAAAAGGCCAAACAGGAGAUCGAACUUCUUAGAGCUCAGGUAGAAGCUAAAGCUACGGAACAUCAGGCUGAGGCUCAACAGCAUGAAGGAGGGGUGUUGGAUAUGCUCGGUGAAGCUUUGUUGGAUUAG
Messenger RNA from Kwoniella botswanensis, 657 nucleotides. RefSeq lists its product as uncharacterized. The record is from RefSeq and is a predicted model, not a curated record. NCBI's taxonomy places the organism in Eukaryota, Fungi, Basidiomycota, Tremellomycetes, Tremellales, Cryptococcaceae. Bases 1 to 657 code for a protein of 218 amino acids. The transcript has 4 exons.